Lasiodiplodia theobromae is the source of this 1290-nucleotide messenger RNA. RefSeq names its product Carboxypeptidase a1. The transcript is spliced from 6 exons. Gene Ontology annotation, biological process: proteolysis. Lineage: Eukaryota; Fungi; Ascomycota; Dothideomycetes; Botryosphaeriales; Botryosphaeriaceae. Gene Ontology annotation, molecular function: zinc ion binding; metallocarboxypeptidase activity. The record is from RefSeq and is a predicted model, not a curated record. The coding region runs from base 1 to 1290 and encodes 429 amino acids.
AUGAGGUAUCUCCUCCCCGUGAUUCUCCUCGGCCAGCUGGCCACCGCCUCCCCCAUCUCCAUCGCCGAGGAGGUCGAGGUGGAUGCGGGUGAGAAGUUCAACUACGACGGCUACAGGGUCCUCCGUGUGGCGUACAGCGAGUACGAGAAGAACCCGGAAGCCGUCGCCGCCCUCGGCGAGCAGCUGAGCGACGAGCCCGCACAGUUCGGCCAGGUCGACUUGCUCGUCGCGCCCGAGAAGAGCAGCGACAUCGAGAGCCUGGGCAUUGAGUUCCAGGUCAUCCAGGAGGACCUCGGUGCUGCCAUCAAGCAGGAGGAAGAGGAGACGGUUGAGUAUCGUGCGGGUGCUGCGGCUGUUCCAUCCGACAGUUGGUUCGACGCCUACCACUCAUACGCCGACCACCUGGCCUUCCUGAACGACCUCGUCUCCGUGCGACCCAACAACGCCGAGAUCGUGACCGCCGGUGCUUCGUCCCAGGGCCGCAACAUCACCGGCAUCCAUUUCUGGGGCAGCGGCGGCAAGAACUCGAAGCCGGCCGUCAUCAUGCACUCCACGGUUCACGCGCGUGAGUGGAUCACGACCAUGACCAACGAGUACGUGGCCUACCAGCUCCUCACCAAGUACGACACCGAUGCUGCCGUAAAGUCGUACGUCGACAAGUACGACUUCUACGUCUUUCCUGUUGUCAACCCGGACGGCUUCGUCUACACGCAGACGAACACGCGUCUCUGGCGCAAGAACAGGCAGGCCGCCUCCGGCAGCAGCUGCGUCGGCACCGACAUCAACCGUAACUGGGCUGUCGGCUGGAACGUGGCAGGUGGCUCGUCGACCAACCCAUGUGAUGAGACCUACAGAGGCUCCGCCGCUCUCAGCUCCCCCGAGGCUGCCGGCCUGGCCGCCCAGAUGCGCGCCGUCCGCGACCAACAGGGCGUCAAGAUGUACAUGGACUGGCACUCGUACUCGCAGCUCUGGAUGACGCCGUACGGCUACACGUGCAGCACGCUGCCGGCCGCCAACGCCGAGCUGCAGUCCAUCUCCGGCGGCGCCGUCGCCGCCAUCGAGGCUGUCUACGGCACGCAAUUUGAGUACGGCCCGAUCUGCCAGACCAUCUACCAGGCAUCCGGAUCCAGCGUCGACUACUCCAACGACGUCGUGCGGUCGACGUACACUUUCACGGCGGAGCUGCGCGACACCGGCCGCUACGGUUUCGUGCUGCCGGCCAACCAGAUCAGGCCGACGAGCGAGGAGAUGUGGGCGGGCAUGAAGUACGUCUUCGCCAACAUGAAAUGA